This is a messenger RNA of Salpingoeca rosetta, 1358 nucleotides long. RefSeq lists its product as uncharacterized. Gene Ontology annotation, biological process: post-Golgi vesicle-mediated transport. The record is from RefSeq and is a predicted model, not a curated record. Gene Ontology annotation, cellular component: periciliary membrane compartment; cilium. The transcript is spliced from 11 exons. Gene Ontology annotation, molecular function: GTPase activator activity. Lineage: Eukaryota; Choanoflagellata; Craspedida; Salpingoecidae. The coding region runs from base 98 to 1132 and encodes 344 amino acids.
GGCGGCGAGAAGAAGAAAAACGGACCACCACCAACAAGACAACACCCACCCACCCACCUCGCAUCACUCGUGACCAUCAUCGCAGCAGCGCAGCAUCAUGGGUUGUGUCUUUGGGCGCAUGGGCGCCAGUGGUGACGCUGGUGAGCCUCAACACAAGGUCUAUUCAUGGGACAAGCGGGAAGCCAAGGACCUGUCACAGCUGCAGUUCAAAGACCUCAAAGGGGAGGUGAAGGGUAAGCAGUCUGGGGAUAUUGGCAAGGAGCAGUUCCAAAUCGACAACUGUGAGGAUUGUAGUCUGUUCUUGUUUGACACCAGCGCUGCUGUGACCAUCGAUGACUGCAAGAACUGCGACAUCUUCGUUGGCCCAGUCCAGGGCAGCAUCUUCAUCCGAAACUGCCACAACUGCCGCGUCGUCGGCGUAUGCCAACAAUUCCGCACACGAGACUGCACAAACAUUGCGUCAGCGCUGUGCUGUCAGACACUGCCCAUCAUCGAAUCGAGCACUGGCAUGUCCUUCUUCUGCUUCCGGGGAAAUUACUUUGCACUCUCUGGCCAGAUGGCAGCUUCUGACAUCAGCGAAUACAACAACAACUGGUCCCGCAUCCACGACUUUACCAAGAACAAAGAGACGCCAAACUUUCAAAUAUCACCAGAGGCGCCGUUGUGGCUGGAAACCUUCUACGCCAAGGCAGCGGAGGCUGUGCCCAGCGUUGCAGUUGAUACAGACCCGGCACAGGCCACCGUCCCCAUCACCACACAGCCGGGGAAGCCAGCUUCCAGCGAGAAUGUGCUCGUGAUUCUGUUCCCGCCAGCAACCAAGAAGGCGCGCAAGUUCUGCCGCAGCAUUCACGCUGCACAGGGCCUGUCGCUCAUACAAACACGGGAGGUGCCGAUGGAGGCAUCAGAUGUGUCACGGGUGCUCCAUUCCUCCGACACUGAAGCGCUCGCGUCUGCAGCAACGGGCUCUGUCGUCAGUUUUGAAAUUGGCGGCGAAACAGCCGAGUCCUUUGUGCAAUCCACCCUCCAGGAGCUCGGCCUCCUCGACAACGCGUACGUCUCCACAGACAGCUCAUCCCCAGACAAGGACAUGGCCGCAUUCUAUCUCCACGCAGACUCCAUUCGCAAAAUUUGAAGCCCGCAUCACGUUCUGCCUUUGUUUGUACGUUUGGUUUUUUUUUUUCGCGUUUGCUCCCUCCAUCUUCAUCCAAUCCUUUUCCUUAUUCCUGUUUCGGCUGCUUGUGUGCAUAGGCCUAUAGGCAUGCGGAAGCAUAUGGCGCUGGUGUUGUGAGUUGCGUGCCCUCGUUUGAGCAGAAAGCAACGCUGUUUACCGUCACAACGUGGUUAGUGACAUGGUGUGU